AUGAAUUUUCAAAACGUCAAUUCUUUAAACAAUCACGCAAAUUUGCUCUCGGGAAAUUUGUUGCCCAUCGGUAUCGAACAGUUUUCAAUACCAUGGCUGAUAUACUACGUUAUUGUCAUGUUGAUCGAAGUGAUUCACACGAUCGCAUUUGUCCUCGGACUCAUCUUAGCGCCGAGUGAAAAGGCCCUGCAGGAUGGUACUGUAUGCGCCGUGAUCACCCUGGAAACGUUUUUCAUGCUUUCACGCCUUUACACACGCAAGACUCUGUUGGAGCAAGUGGUUCUGCAAAUGAACAAUAUCAUGCAAGACGCGGAUGAGACCAUGAAGAACAUCGUCAAGUCAGCUCUGAAACCGAUAACAAAGCCGUUCCUGAUAUAUGGGGUGGUGAACGCGAUAUCCGUCGCCAUAUGGACCGUGCAACCGGUUGCUUUGGCUUUCGAAAAGAGCACUUUCUUUAUGUAG
This is a messenger RNA of Linepithema humile (Argentine ant), 462 nucleotides long. The record is from RefSeq and is a predicted model, not a curated record. NCBI's taxonomy places the organism in Eukaryota, Metazoa, Arthropoda, Insecta, Hymenoptera, Formicidae.